Cynara cardunculus var. scolymus (artichoke) is the source of this 2410-nucleotide messenger RNA. RefSeq names its product 65-kDa microtubule-associated protein 3-like. NCBI's taxonomy places the organism in Eukaryota, Viridiplantae, Streptophyta, Magnoliopsida, Asterales, Asteraceae. The record is from RefSeq and is a predicted model, not a curated record. Gene Ontology annotation, biological process: microtubule cytoskeleton organization. The transcript has 13 exons. Gene Ontology annotation, cellular component: cytoplasm; spindle. Gene Ontology annotation, molecular function: microtubule binding. Bases 67 to 2229 code for a protein of 720 amino acids.
GAAUUCAUUAGCCAUCUCUCUCUCAAUUUCAGUAACUUUCUUCUUGCAAAUCUGCUCCAAUUCAGAAUGUCUACUCCCUCAAAGGAUCCACUUCUGCAAGUGGAAACGACAUGCGGAUCCCUUCUUUAUGAGCUUCAGAUUAUAUGGGAUGAAGUGGGUGAGUCCGAUGUUGAAAGGGACAAGAUGCUGUUAGAUCUUGAAAGAGAAUGUCUUGAGGUAUACAGAAGAAAAGUAGAUUCUGCAAACAGGAGUAGAGCUCAACUAAGACAAGCAAUUGCUGAUUCUGAAGCAGAAUUAGCAGCCAUAUGUUCUGCUAUGGGGGAGAGGCCCGUGCACAUUAGGCAGUCUGAUCAGAACCCUGGGAGCCUGAAGGCAGAGCUCAGAACCCUUCUUCCGGAACUAGAAGAGAUGAAGAGGAGGAAAUCCGAGAGGAGGAAUCAAUUUCUUGAAGUCUUAGAACAGAUACAGAAAAUACAAAUAGAAAUCUAUGCAACUUCUUUAAAGACAGUAUUGGAUGAGACUGACCUGUCUUUAAGAAAGCUUGAAGAACUUCAUGUACAGCUGCAAGCACUUGAAAAGGAGAAGAGUGAUCGCCUUAAGCAAGUUCUAGACCACAUGAACACCUUAAAUUCGCUGUGCUUGGUGCUCGGAAUGGACUUUAAGCAGACAAUUCAUGAUAUAAAUCCUAGUUUAGCAGAAACCAAAGGAUCAAAGAGCAUAAGCAAUGAUGUGAUUGGGAGGCUUGCAGCUGCUAUAGAAAGAUUUAGAGAGGUCAAAAUGCAGAGAAUGCAAAGAAUUCAAAAUCUUGCAACCUCUUUGUUAGAGCUUUGGAAUUUGAUGGAUACACCGGUUGAAGAGCAACAGAUGUUUCAGAGUGUAACCUGUAACAUUGCUGCUUCAGAGCAGGAGAUAAUGGAGCCCAACUUGCUAGCUGUUGAGUUCAUUAAUUAUGUUGAGGCAGAGGUGUCACGGCUAGAAGACUUGAAGUCUAGCAAAAUGAAAGAACUUGUUUUCAAGAAGAGAUCUGAGUUGGAAGACAUUUGCAGGAAGACCCGCUUGCUUCCAGAAUCUGAUAAUUCAAUGGAUAUUGCUAUUGAAGCUAUUGAAUCUGGAGCUCUUAACCCUGCUAGUCUCCUCGAACAAAUCGAGCUUCAAAUCGGGAAAGUUAAAGAGGAAGCUUUUAGCAGAAAAGAAAUACUUGAGAAAGUUGAGAAGUGGAUGGCUGCCUGUGAAGAGGAGUGCUGGCUGGAGGAGUAUAACAGAGAUGAUAAUCGGUAUAAUGCUGGAAAAGGUGCUCAUCUUACUCUAAAGCGUGCAGAGAAAGCUCGCGCUUUGGUUACUAAACUUCCAGGAAUUGUAGAUGCAUUAGCUGCAAAAACAAUAGCAUGGGAGAAUGAGAGAGGCACUGAGUUCACUUACGAUGGAAUCCGACUUCUGUCCAUGCUUGAGGAAUACAAGAUCUUAAGGCAAGAAAAAGAGGAAGAACGAAUACGACAAAGGGACCAGAAAAAACUUCAGGGACAACUGAUAGCAGAACAGGAAGCCUUGUUUGGGUCAAAACCAAGCCCAAUGAAGCAACAAAGUGGUAAAAAGGGGCCUAGAAUGUCAUGUGGUGGUGCAAGUAACAGAAGACUAUCAUUAGGAGGAGCUAUGCAUGCACCUAAAGCAGAUCCUCAUUCCAUUAGAGCUACGCCAAAUACCCGUCAGACCAAAAAGAAUGAGCGGCAAUUAAAUAAAAGGGAGGAUGGAUUUGCAGCCCUUUCAGCCGGGAGGAGAGGUUUGGACAUAGCAGGACUUGCUGCUAGUAGAAAACAUUCCCUUAGUGAAGUUGAACCAUCGCAACCAAUCUUCCGCAAACCCUUCUCUCCCAUUUCUUCCACAGAAUCAUCAAAAUCUUUGUUAGAAGACUUCAACAGAAAACACGAAAUGUUGCAGAAAACUUUUCAAACCAGCAGCAACAGCACCCCUUUUAUUACUCCUUCCAAAAUCACAUUAUCUGCCACAGAAGAUGAAAACAGAACUCCUAAAACAAACAUGAUCCCAUUGGUACCUUCCACACCAUCAACUGUAUCUGUUCCAAUGCAGACUGUGGCAACGCCUGCGCCUUUAGAUUGUCUGAAUCAGAUUAAGGAGACAGUUCCUGAAGAGAUAAUCGAGUACUCUUUUGAAGAAAGAAGAGCUGGUUUUGUGCUUCCUAUAGCACAUUUGAAAACCAUUAUUGCAAUUUAAUCUUGUCAUCCACUUAUUGAACUUGGAUUUAAGUUUCUUUAUUGUUGUUAUAAACACUGAUGCUUUAAAGUCAAUUGUAAUUGGCUUUUUGACAAAAAAAAAAAAAAAUUAUGUGUAUGAUCAGCCUGCAAGAGCUUGCUUUUUAUGGUCUUGGUGUUUCUUAUAAAAUUUAAGAUCUUGG